Musa acuminata AAA Group (dessert banana) is the source of this 1126-nucleotide messenger RNA. RefSeq names its product protein translation factor SUI1 homolog. Gene Ontology annotation, biological process: translational initiation. The record is from RefSeq and is a predicted model, not a curated record. The transcript has 7 exons. The coding region runs from base 552 to 893 and encodes 113 amino acids. Gene Ontology annotation, molecular function: RNA binding; translation initiation factor activity. Lineage: Eukaryota; Viridiplantae; Streptophyta; Magnoliopsida; Zingiberales; Musaceae.
CGAGGGAGGCCCAUCGAAUCCACUUGGGUUUCUUCGCCGAUAAGGAUCGGUGGUUGGGGCUUUGUUCUCGUCGAGUCCGGUGUGGCAAAUGCGACUAAGAUAAAGGAGGAUGCUGGUGCCCAGACAGGAAGGACUAGCAAUUAUGCAGGACUAAGGUAGAGGAAUAGAGGGCCACAAUGUGUGAGGAGGCCACGUGUGAGAGGAUGAUAUCUAAGAUUUUAUUACAUAUAGUUCAGUCCGCAAGUGUGUCAUACAGUAUUUCAAAUCAUACGCCCACUUUGCUGCAUGUAGGGUUCUAGUUGUGUUGGCACAAUACUACAUUGGGUUUACUUGCAGACAAUCAAAUGCUUGCAAAAUGAGCUCCUUUCUGCAAAAGCACUUGCAGUAGAUCAGUCAUGCCAGAUCCGACUUGAUGUGUAUUAAAUUCAGCACAAGUUUUGGUCGAAAUUGUAUUGGCAGGAACGACAUCAAAUAUUUUUUUGGAGUGAAGCUUCUUUGCAAAGCCAGUGAAACUCUGUUCUUUCUCUUUGAAUCUCAAAGGCUAAGUGUUCAUGUCUGAUCUUGACAUCCAUAUUCCAACUACAUUUGAUCCUUUUGCUGAUGCAAAUGCUGAGGACUCUGGUGCUGGUGCAAAGGAGUAUGUUCAUAUCCGCAUCCAACAACGAAAUGGCAGAAAGAGUCUGACAACUGUGCAGGGGCUAAAGAAAGAGUUUAGUUAUAACAAGAUCUUGAAGGACCUAAAAAAGGAAUUCUGCUGUAAUGGUACUGUGGUCCAGGACCCUGAAUUGGGCCAGGUUAUUCAACUCCAAGGUGAUCAGCGUAAGAACGUCUCGAGUUUCCUGGUUCAGGCGGGUAUCAUCAAGAAGGAGCAUAUCAAAAUUCACGGGUUCUGAAUAAUCGCAUAUCAUGCGUUAAGACUUGAGUUAUAUAUAUUGUUUCUGGCUGCUUGUAACAUGUAACUUAAGGGGACACUGUGUUGCGACUCCUGCGUCGCUGGUCUUCUGAUGGCUUAUCUCUCAGUGACGUUUUCUGCCGUGAGAAGAAGCGUUGCUUUGUGUUAUGGUUUAUGUUCAUUUGUGUUGGUCCGGAUGUUUGAUCUCACCAUGACUAUUGUUCUUUUGGUCUA